Messenger RNA from Pediculus humanus corporis (human body louse), 1164 nucleotides. Its product is annotated as 26S proteasome non-ATPase regulatory subunit, putative. The coding region runs from base 1 to 1164 and encodes 387 amino acids. Gene Ontology annotation, cellular component: proteasome regulatory particle. The transcript is spliced from 2 exons. The record is from RefSeq and is a predicted model, not a curated record. NCBI's taxonomy places the organism in Eukaryota, Metazoa, Arthropoda, Insecta, Psocodea, Pediculidae. Gene Ontology annotation, biological process: proteasome-mediated ubiquitin-dependent protein catabolic process.
AUGAGCGAUUGCGAAGAAGAAACACCAGGUUAUUUGCAAUUGUGCACGCUGAGAUUCCGACUUACGUUACCCGAAUUCGAAAAUAACAAAGAUAUAAUCAAUCAAAUUAAAGAUGGUAUUGUACAGUGGAAUAUGGCACCUUAUUACGAAUCCCUAUGCGAAGAAUUGCAUUGGCCUGUAGACACUGUGUUACUGGCAAAAAUGAAAGAAGAAAAUUCAAAAAAAUUCGAAGAACUUAAAAAGUUAGCAAAUCAAACAGUCGAUCCUGAUGAGAGCACUGGUUCUGUUGUUUGGCGAGCAGAGUUAGAUUACCUUUGUUCUAUCGGUGAUAGAAAGGCAGCAGAGGCUUUGGCGACUGAAAAGUACAACGAUCAGACUUUGGACAAAACAAAACGAACGGAUGCUGCAUUUACCCUGUUCAGAAUUGCAUAUUUUCACGGAUGCGAUAUCAAAGCGAUGGGUAAAGCAAUAGAACAAGCUAAAGAUUUGAUUGUAAAAGGAGCUGGGGAUUGGAGUGCGAGAAACAAGCUUAAAGCUUACGAAGCUUUGUAUUGUCUGGGAGUGAGAAAUUUUGAAAAAGCUGCCAAAUUGUUUAUAGAAGCGGUUCCCACAUUUGAGUCGUACGAAUUGUUAGAUUUUUCAAGCCUAGUACGUUACACAGUUGUCGCUUGCACAAUUGCUUUAGAUAGAAAUCAAUUAGAAGCACAAAUGAGAAAAGGCGUCAUGGCUCAAGCGUUGAAUGCUCCACAAGAAAAACCGUUUAAAUUAUUUUACGAAUCGUUUUAUCAAUGCCAAUACAGAGAUUUCUUUCAACAUUUGGCCAGAAUGGAAACGGACAUGAAAAUGAAUCCUCUUUUAAAUCCUCAUUAUCGAUAUUACGUGAGAGAAAUGAGAUUGAGAGCUUAUGCUCAACUUUUGCAAGCAUACAGAAGUCUGAGCCUUCAAGUCAUGGCAUCAGAAUUUGGCGUGUCCGUUGAAUUCAUAGAGAAUGAAGUUGCUCGAUUUGCCACGGCUGGAAGAUUGGCAGUUAAAAUAGAUAGAGUGGCGAUGAGAGGUUGUCCGGCUGUGGCACAGCAAAGAGCUCACUUAUAUCAGACCAUUGUCAAAAGAGGAGAUGUUUUAUUGAAUCAAUUGAAAAAAAUUGCAAGAGUCAUCGAUUACUAA